Phycodurus eques (leafy seadragon) is the source of this 3703-nucleotide messenger RNA. It is a transcript of the gene irx6a, whose product is annotated as iroquois homeobox 6a. Gene Ontology annotation, cellular component: nucleus. NCBI's taxonomy places the organism in Eukaryota, Metazoa, Chordata, Actinopteri, Syngnathiformes, Syngnathidae. The coding region runs from base 297 to 1895 and encodes 532 amino acids. Gene Ontology annotation, molecular function: RNA polymerase II cis-regulatory region sequence-specific DNA binding; DNA-binding transcription factor activity, RNA polymerase II-specific. Gene Ontology annotation, biological process: regulation of transcription by RNA polymerase II; neuron differentiation; cell development. The transcript has 6 exons. The record is from RefSeq and is a predicted model, not a curated record.
AGUCCAUAUCUUGCAAGUCUUACGUUAUCCUUUAAGCCUCCUUCGCUUAACAUAACAUCCCCCCCCCCCCACUAAUGACGCUUAAUUUCAUUUCUCAUCAGCCCCUCGGAGGGGAUUAUUCAUUCGUAUAAAACAAUCCGCAGCAAAGUCUCCCCUCCUAUAUGGGCGAAAAUUCAUGUAUUAUUGAGAGGGGCGAAGAGAAAGGCCGUGCGUGCGUGGAAAUGCGUGGAAGAGCGCGGAUUUGAAGUGGAAUCGGGAGUCAUCGAUCCGGGCUGCACGAGGAGGAAUUUUUCCUGAUGGUUACAAACGAAGGCGCGAUGUCUUUCUCCCAGUUUGGAUACCCUUACAAUGCAACUUCACAGUUUUUCGUGUCGGCAAACCCCAGUACGACUUGCUGCGAUUCGAUUUCCAGGUCGGUGCCGGCGGACGGCUCCACCGGGGGAGCCCAGACCCCCGCAGCGGUAGCCGCGGCCGCCGCCGCCGCAGCCGCCUCCUUCUGCUGCCCCGCGCCCUACGAGAACCGGCUGCUGGCUGGGAGCCGCACCGAGCUCAACGCGGCUGCCCUGGGCGUGUACGGCUCCCCGUACGCGGCGGCGGCUGCGGCCAGCCAGAACUACGCCAACUACUUCCCCUACGGAACAGACCCCUCCGCCGCCAUCUACUCCUCUCUGGUGGGCUCACCUCUGCCUGUUUUGCACGCGCCCGAGAGGGGGGAAGAAGGGAGGGAGACGAGGAAUCCACAGUACGACAUGAAGGAGAGUGCGGGCACUUUGCACUCGGGUAUCAGUCAAACGGCUGCGUACUAUCCCUACGAUCCAUCGCUGGGCCAGUAUCAAUAUGACAGAUACGGGACGGUGGACUUUAACAGCACAGCCAGACGAAAAAACGCCACCCGAGAGACCACCAGCACCUUAAAAACGUGGCUGUAUGAGCACCGCAAGAACCCGUACCCCACCAAGGGCGAAAAAAUCAUGCUGGCCAUCAUCACUAAGAUGACACUCACCCAGGUCUCAACUUGGUUUGCCAACGCUCGCCGGAGGCUCAAGAAGGAGAACAAGAUGACGUGGUCGCCCAAGAACAAGGCCGGCGACGACAGGAAGGACAACAUUAGCAAGAGCGACCACGACUGUCUCACCAAAGAUUCCAAUGAGUGUAAGGAAGAAAAAGAUUUGCAUCUGAGCGAUUUGGAUGACAUGGAUGAGGAUGAGUGUGACAAGCUGGAUGGCGAAUGUGAAAAGGUGGUCUUAGAUGAGGCAGUGGUGCUUCCCGUCUCUCCCCACAAGAGAGAAUGCACCUCUGAGCUUCACUUGAAUGUGUCCAACAGCUUCCACCACGCCUUCCCCUACGCCAUCAAAACCGCCUUCCCACCGCUUCCUGCCGACUUCCUGGAUCCCGUAGCGUCCAAGACCACGUCCACCACGGGAACCUUGACCCUCUCUCACUUUGAAGCGUCAGACAAGCCUCGGAUUUGGUCUCUGGCGCGUACGGCGGCGUCGGGCGUCAUCUUGAGCCCGCAGCACGCCUCCGAGCUCAGGACGAGCAACCCGAGCGGGGACUGCCACCUCCAGAGGUUGGCGGGUGCCCCCGGUGUUCCUGGUGGACAAUGCGGAACCAUGAGAGGCCUCCAGGAAGUUAAUAGCGUCUCUGGUGUUGUGAACCCUUUUCCUGAGGGUCCUUCUUUGCACUCCAAAGUCUACAGCCCAGGCAGCUACAAUCACAAGGGUCUCCAGCUGCACUGUCCGUCCUACGCUGCCCUUACAGAUACAUGCCAAUACUCCAAUACUGAAGGAUUCGCUGGCGCCAAAGCAGCAGAGGUGUCAUCAGACCUCAGCCAAGCGUGUGCGACCUUGCAAGAUGACAAAGUCACAGCGUUCAGGCCCGUGAUGAAAAGGUGAAUACACACACGGGAAGCACAAUAGAAUCACAUAUAAACUUGCAUCUCAGCAAAUUUGAAUAUUGCGGAAAGCUUAUUUCAGUUGUUCAUUUACUUAUAAAAGUGAAACUCAUAUACAGUACUGCGUAACCUUGACUUACGAGUUCCCCAACUUGUGAGUUAAAAACACUUCCAAGAAGCAUGGAACAGAUGCUACCACUGAACUAACCACAUGGUAAAUGGCCAAUCCGAGUUGGAGUCAGAGCUCCUGAUGCAAUCACUUGGCCACGCCUUUUAAAGGCACAUAUCAGCACACAAAUACGUCUGUGUGUGUGUGUGUGUGUGUGCGUGUGUCUCCCAUCUUAAAAACACUUUAUAAAACCAUUUUAUUUAUUUACAUGAUCUUUUAGUAUGUUUAAAUAUUGAUAUUUUACAAUGCCAUUUUGCUUUGUUACAAAAAUAAUUAUAAAUGUUUUGGCCGGGCUGGAACAGAUUCAUGUUAUUUCAAUGCAUUUCACUGGGGAAAAUUAUUUGAUAUACUGAAUAAAUGUAGUUAUGAGCUUGGUCAGGAAACAAAUUAAACUUGUAAAUCAAGAUUUAUAUAGAGUCACUAAACAGAUUGAAAUAUUUCAGGAUUUUUUUUUCCAUAAUUUAAAUUAUUACCAAAACCCACAACUCAUCAUCUUAAAAAUAGUAUAGUAAUAAGAAACAUUGAAAAUUAUAUAUAAAUUAAGAAUGAAUUGUCCUUCUGAAAGGUACGUUUCUUUGAGAAAAAUGAAUCUGUUUAAUAUGAGUUUCAUUUUUUUAAUUCAACUACUGGAACCAAUUAAUCUCUACCAUAUUCUAACCUGUUAAGACGCAUCUGGAGCUACAAUAAGUUUAAGACUGUCCCUCAUUCACUUACUGGACAUUUCAUGAAGCACAUCUGUGCAAUAUAUCACAAAGUGAACAACGGUCAGUUUUGUUAGACACUGUCACAGCGGUACAAUGGAACCACUCAAUUUGAAUUGUUUCCCAUAGGAAACUGGAAAAAGACAAUUCCGAUAGCUUUCCAAGUGCUGUUUGAAGUAGCAUGUUAACAAUUCAUAACAGUCAAAGAAGUGUAAAAACCAGUCAGCCCCUGUUAAUAUCGUUAAGAUAAUGACAAAGGCUGUGUCGUAUUCUCUGUCGAAAUCGGGAAUGGGAAAAUUAGAUAUAAAUGUAUGCAAAUGGUUAUAUUAACAUAAUAGGAUAUUGUUAUAUUGAUACCUCACUUAGAGUAUCUUCGUAAAGGCCGGAUUUCUGCGAGAGCACUUCUUUUGGAUCGCAUCUGAUUGCGCAGGUGUACCUAAUGAAGUCAUUUCUAGGUCCCGCGAUAUUAUCACAGCUGAAAUCCACUCCAAACACAUGCUGCUGUCAUACUUGUAAUUUUAUUUUUUUUCUCCCCCUUUAGAUGAAUGGAGACCGUACAACAAGUAGGAGGUUAAUUAUGCACUAAUGGGCGUAGAGGCCUCAGUGGGACACUUGUGAGCACUGCAUGUUGCAGUCAGAGCUAUCAAACUGUGGAACAUUUUGCACAACUUUUGUUUUUUUAUGGUGUGGAAGACUUUAUGCAAAAAAAUCAUACAUAUGAGGAUUUGUGUGUGGCAAUCAUGUAUCGUUGCAAACCAAUUUAUUUAUUUGUCUAUUUAUUGUUCAGCGUGUUCUCUGUGUGCCCCUUAACCGUUCUGUUGAAAAUGUGAAUUGUGGCGAAAAAAAUGGUUGGCGAUUAAGUUAAAUGUUAUGUGUUGUUAUUGUGUUAAAAUGUGAACUUUUUUUGUUGUUGUCCUUUUUAUUAAAAAAUGCAUUUUU